GCAUGUGCUGACAAGAUGGCUGCCCCCGUUGCCAUUCAUCUGGAGUUUGGAGGAGGAGCGGAGCUUCUUUUUGAUGGUGUGAAGGAACAUCAUGUCAGUCUUCCAAGCCAUGCGGAACCUUGGGACAUGAAGCAGCUGCUGGUGUGGAUCCGACACAACCUGCUCAAGGAGCGGCCCGAGCUCUUUGUCCAGGGCAACACUGUGAGACCUGGGAUCCUGGUGCUGAUCAAUGACGCCGACUGGGAGCUAAUGGGCGAGUUGGACUACCGCCUGCAAGAGCAAGACAACGUGGUGUUUAUUUCCACGCUACACGGAGGAUAGAAUACACACACACCAACAAUUACACCAUGCUCCCCUCAUUGACAUCCCAACAAAGCUCAACCCCAUUGGACGAAGCGUCAGCCUCUCACCAGACUGUCAAGGUGAUGGAUGUUUUUCAGGAGUCAUAGGGGAUCUCAGAUGGCUACCAAGCCAAUUGGAUGACUUUUUUAAUUUAAUUUUUAAUUUUUAAUAAACUGGACAGGAAUCAUGGCAGAAAGUGCUUGCAUGAUGGUGGACACAAUGUUUGUGUUUUUCACCCAUUAUUCAUUUUUACCGUCCUUUUUAAGAUAUUUAUACUUUUAACUGCACAAUUAAAAUGCUAUGGUUUUGUUAUUUUUCCAGAAUAAAACCUUAAUAGCAGGAGGAAGGUUUUUUCUUAUAUUCUCACAAGGGUGCCAUUUACCAAUUACAUUAAAUCCAGCUCCAUACAAAACUUCCCAUCAUAAUAUUGCAGUCAUUCUAUUUUUUUUUUUACAUUUUAUUUAUUUUAGCAACCAUUAAAAUAUUCUUUCUAUUACAAAAUAAAGCUCGAUGACUAGCAAGAUAGAAUGUUGGUUCUGAUAUUAUCACGAGUUUGCCAUUAACCAGUUCAAUUAAAUCCAUCUCUGUACAGAAACAUCCCUAUCAUAAUAUUGUGAAAAAACUUUUUUAUAUUUUCUAGCCAAUUAAAGUAUUUACUAUAUGGAAAUAUUUCUGAUGUCACAAGGGUGAAUUUAUAAAUUUUAUUAACAUAAACCCAUGAAUCUCUAUACAAAAACAUCCACAUCAGAACAAUAUUGAGAUCAUCCCCCCACACAGUAUUUUUCAAUACAUUUUGGAAUGCACAAUUAAAUUAUUUUUUUUCCUUAGAAUACAAAUUAACCAUUUAAAUUAACAAACCCAUUUCCAUACAAAACCAGCGGCACCACAACAAUGUUGACAUCAAUUAAUUUUGUAGUUUACCCCCUAUGUUUCCCCUUUUUAAUGCUAGCUUUAUUUUUGGGAGGAAUGCUGUUUCUGAUAUUCCCACUAGUGUGUGCCAUUACCAAUUAACUGCAAACCAGAUCCAUAUAAGACAUCCUCAUGAAAACAAUAUUUUCUUCAGUGUUUUAAAUGGUUUGCUAAUUUGUGUAUGUUUUCUAAUUAACACUUAAGGUUAACAAGUAAAGAUGGUGGAAUGUGUUUGAUAUGAUUCCAAUCCUGGCAUUUACCACACCCAUGUGUAAUAUACGUGUACUGUAUAUGUGGUCACACAAUAUGUAG
Molecule: messenger RNA, 1563 nt
Organism: Phycodurus eques (leafy seadragon)
Lineage: Eukaryota; Metazoa; Chordata; Actinopteri; Syngnathiformes; Syngnathidae
Gene: urm1
Product: ubiquitin related modifier 1
Exons: 5
Coding region: 16-321 (101 amino acids)
Biological process (GO): tRNA thio-modification; protein urmylation
Cellular component (GO): cytoplasm; nucleus
Molecular function (GO): protein tag activity
Source: RefSeq, a predicted model, not a curated record